Molecule: messenger RNA, 2270 nt
Organism: Verruconis gallopava
Lineage: Eukaryota; Fungi; Ascomycota; Dothideomycetes; Venturiales; Sympoventuriaceae
Exons: 3
Coding region: 907-2130 (407 amino acids)
Biological process (GO): proteolysis
Molecular function (GO): aspartic-type endopeptidase activity
Source: RefSeq, a predicted model, not a curated record
AGCAAGCAUCAUCAGAAACGUAUGAGGCAACUUGUUGCAAGCAUCUGAUCUGAUGGCGGCACCAAAAGUCACGUUUUCUUUGGUACGUAACCGGCAAGAGGAGCGAAAAGCGAAAAGCACCACUCAACAAGCUGAAACGACUCCCGGGCGCUUGAAACUCCCUUUGCGUGCCCCCUGGCUGCCCAGCCAAAACACACGCACAUCUCAUGUCCAAUGGUCACCUGAAGACGUGUUUCCUCGGUGGAGACAAAGUGCUCCAAGAUUUCUCAUCUCCUGCUCGUCGCCUCCAAUGAUGUUCCCCGCGUCCGACAGGUCGAUGCGCGUCAUGGCCCAACUUGCAACGCGGACCUAGUGGUGUCCUUGCCUAAGCGGAAACCGUCGACUCGCCCUUCGGCGAUAAUUCUCUACAACGCAAUGUGUUUCCAGUCGAACAAUAUGGCACAGGAGCCGCAGACGUGCGCGUCCCUGCCCGCCGCCCGGCCCCAUGUAACGAAUGGCUUUCGGAUGUUUGCUUUGCCUGGGGUCAACCUGAUCGAGUGAAGAUACUAAUGCUUGCGAAGCCCAGAGCCUCGACGAAGCUUCUUUUGUUCUUCAUCCUAUCCUCUCUUCCCCCCCCUUCCUCUCGUCUUAUUCCCAUUCCAUUCUUAACUUCACUUUCGUUGUGCGGCCAGUUCGCCACAUUUCUUUCUUUGUGGGAUCUGUUCUUUCAUUUCUUGCUUAGCCUUGCAUUCGGUCAACGGCAUUGUAUAUUUGGGAUAAACCCAUUGAGGGCAGCACCAAGGCAUAUCAGACGCCUGUAACUUUGAUAUCCUUCGUCCCUCCCUCCCUGUAUAGUCUUUGGGUUCUUUUGCUGCCGGCCAGCUUCAUUAUCACUCUUCUCGACCUCCUCUCAAAUUUCCCUCAACCAUGCAUUCUUUAAGAACCGUCCUCUUUCUCGUCUCGCUUUUCGCGGCUGUCGCGCUCAGUGCGCCCGCGCCCGCGCGGACGCUGAACAAGCGCUCCUUCACCCAUUAUGUGAAGCGUUCCAUCAACAGGAGAGACCCUACCGCCGGCCCAAGGGCUAUGGCUGCGGCGUACAGAAAGUUCGGCUUCUCCAUGCCAGCGCGUGCUGCCAAUACGACCGCGAGUAGCAACGCCACCGGUUCUGGCACUGGAACCGUUCAAGCUGUACCGGAAGCAAAUGCUGCGGAAUAUCUCUCUCCAGUCAACAUCGGCGGACAAACUGUUACCCUCGACUUCGACACAGGUUCCUCUGAUCUAUGGGUGUUCAGCACUGCUCUGUCGCAGCGAACAAUUGGCCAGCAUACUGCUUUCGAUCCAAACAAGUCCCAGACAUUCAAGUUGCUCCAGGGCUCGACCUGGCAAAUUUCUUACGGCGAUGGCUCCGGUGCCGCCGGUAUCGUUGGCACCGACACAGUCAACAUUGGCGGCGCAACCGCCACUAGCCAGGCUGUUGAACUCGCUACCGCUGUCUCUCAAUCCUUUGUACAGGACACCCAAAACGACGGCCUCGUCGGUCUCGCCUUUUCAAAACUCAACACCGUCAAGCCCACUCAGCAGACCACUUUCUUUGACACGGUCAUGCCGCAAUUAGCCAUGCCGGUCUUCUCUGUCGACUUGAGAAACGACUCUACAGGUAGCUACACAUUCGGUGCUAUUGACCAGACCAAGUUCCAAGGCCAGCUCACCACCGUCCCUGUGAAUUCUUCGUCGGGCUUCUGGCAGGUCACCUCUCCAGCUGUCAUGAUUGGCAACCAGAAGGUCACCAACCCCAACGCCUCUCCUGCUAUUGCUGACACCGGUACUUCUCUCCUCCUCGUUGACGACGCCGUCGCCAACGCCUACUACUCCAAGGUCCAGGGCGCCACGAACGAUGCGACUGUUGGUGGUUUCACCUACCCUUGCAACGCCGCGCUCCCGGACUUUGGUGUCAACAUCGGACCCAACUACAUGGCUGUCGUUCCCGGCUCCGGCAUCACCUUCGCCCAGGUCGACGCUAACACGUGCUUCGGCGGCGUCCAGAGUAACGGCGGCUCCAACCUUCAGAUUUACGGCGACGUCAUGUUCAGGAGCCAGUACGUCGUGUUCGAUGGCCAGAACAAGGCAUUGAUGAUUGCGCCCAAGGCAUAGAGUUGCGCGCCUUACGUUGAAACGUUGCAUGGGCGAAAGCAAGUCAGGAUCGGGUCGCCGUUCGGAUCUCCCGUUACAUUAAAAACCUAGAUCACAUAGUGAUGAAUAGAAAUGCCACGAUAGGAUCAUUUAAAAAAAAA